CUUUUUGUCUCGUUCUCUGAUAUCCCUCCCAUCCCUGGCAACAGCCUCAACAAUAACCCUAACCGCAACUCUCUGCUCCUCCACCACCCAACAAGACCCCACCCCUUCACCAUCACCCUACCCAUCAACCAGCUCACCCCCCUCACCCCCAACCUCGACUCCGCCAUCUGCAACCUCAGCAUAACAACCACAUCCUCCGACCUCAACCCAGCCAGCGUAUCCUGCACCGUCUACGCCCCAACCUCUCACCCCAGCCUCAACAACCCCCUCGCCUCGAUCCUGUCCCCCACCCACCCCAUCCAAAACCUGCACCUAGGAAGCGCCCUCUGCAUCGCCCUACCCCGCAACAGCCUCUUCCACCGCGCCCUCCACCUCCUCAACCCAGACGCCCCCGAAAAGCGGCAUACAGAAACGGCAAAAGACAAACGCGCAGCAGAAGCAGCUCCUAAUACGGGGACAAUAGGCGGCGCCACGUCGACUUCGACGGGUGGCGAGUCGAAACCUACUGAAAAGUUGGGUCCUCAUCCAAAGAAGAAGAUGAAGAUGAGGAAAGAUGAGGUGGGAGAGGAGGAGAAGAAAAGGGAUGCGAAACCGACGGAUAAGGAAAUUAUGACGCCGACUGGGGUGGCUGGGAGUAAACCUACGGAUAAUGUGGGGGAUAAGAAGAAGGGAGGGAAGAAGAGAGAGGAGAAUGAAGAAGAAGAUGAAGAAGAAGAGAGUAGAGAGGGUGUGGGCAAGAGGGGGGUGGUGACUUAUGUUGAUGCUGCGCCUGGGGGUUUGAGGAGUGAGAUGGGGAUUUUUGGGGUGGUUGGGUUGGCGAUUGGGAUUGCGGCUGUGUUGAUGUAG
Bipolaris oryzae ATCC 44560 is the source of this 846-nucleotide messenger RNA. RefSeq lists its product as uncharacterized. The record is from RefSeq and is a predicted model, not a curated record. Lineage: Eukaryota; Fungi; Ascomycota; Dothideomycetes; Pleosporales; Pleosporaceae. The transcript has a single exon. The annotation marks the transcript as partial.